This is a messenger RNA of Pollicipes pollicipes, 3218 nucleotides long. RefSeq lists its product as uncharacterized. The transcript is spliced from 7 exons. Lineage: Eukaryota; Metazoa; Arthropoda; Thecostraca; Pollicipedomorpha; Pollicipedidae. The record is from RefSeq and is a predicted model, not a curated record. Gene Ontology annotation, cellular component: membrane. The coding region runs from base 226 to 1917 and encodes 563 amino acids.
AGCCGGACAGGGGCGACGACGCGCGCCGUUCUCGGGGGUGCCGGGCGACCUCGGUCCCUCGCCCCCGCCGUGUCCUGGCCGGCGCCGGGAGAGGUCGCGCAAGAGGCGGAACGGUUAGAUCGCUCUUCGCACAGGUGCGGCCGAGAUAGGCGCCGCAGCCGCACAAGUGUGCCUGGCACCGGGCCCCUGUGACGCACGGCCGUCUGGGAGCCGCGCGGCGGAGCCAUGGCGCCCUGCAAGACCGAGCUGCUGCCUCUGCGGGUGAUGCUGUUCGCGUUCUACGGAGGGAUCGGCUGCGUGCUGCCGUUCGUCACGCUGCAUCUGUCGACGCUGGGCCUGACUGCCGCCGACCAGAGCUGGCUGCAGCUGGUGCUGCCGUUCGUCAGCUGCGCCGGCCCGCUGCUGGGCGGCCCGCUCGCCGACCGGAUGGGCAGCUACAAGCCGCUGCUGGUCGCCUCGCUGCUGGUGUGCGCCGCCGCCUACCCGUGUCUGCUGCUGGUGCCGCCGGUGGAGCGGCUCCCGCCGCGGUCGCCUGAGCUCUUCCUCAGCUGCGGCCCGCGCGGCAGCAUGAUCGGCAGCGAGCUGUGUGUCGACGGCUGCAGCGACGGCGACACCGAGGCGCGCGCCUACCACGUGCUCGACUGCGCGUACCGCUGCGAGGGCGCCGGCCGCAUCACGCAGUGCGAGGUGCUGGACGCCGGCGGUGGGCUCGUGCUGAACGCCUCGCUGCCGCGCCGGCUGCCGCGCGCUGGCGAGCCCGCCUGCUGGUACCCGCUGGUCGACUUCCGGCGCGCGGGCGAGUCGUACCGCAGCCUGGUCUGCGGCCGCGUGUCAGGCUGUCGCCUCCGCUGCGCCGUGCGUCAGCUGAGCGAGCCGCCGCUCUUCGGCCCCGAGCUGUGUCGCGAGACCGUCGGUGACCCCGGCUUCACGCUCUGGCUGUACUUCGGCCUGCGCGCCGCCACCGAGGCGCUGCUGGCGCUGGCGCUGGUGCUGGUGAACGCGACGACGCUGCUGCUGCGCCGCCGCCACGACUCCGACUACGGUCGGGAGGCGCUCUGGGCGCUUCUCGGGCUCGCUACGUUCGCGCCCGUCUGCGGCUACGUGCUGGACGUGCAGGGCGAGGUGGCGGGACGGCCGGACUUCCGGCCCAGCAUGUGCGCCUUCUCCGCACUCAUGCUGGUCUGCGUGGUGCUGGCGUCCGUGGUGCCUGUUCGACCCGGCUUCCCCUCCGACUGCCGUCAGUACUGGCGCCUGCUGGCCAAGAACGUGUUCAACUGCGAGUUCUUCGGCGUCGUGUGUGCGCUCGUGCUGCUCGGCGUGUUCUGGGGCUUCCUCGAGACGUUCCUGUAUGGCCACGUGCGCGGCCUGGGCGGCUCGCAGCUGCAGAACGGCCUCAGUCUGACGGCUGGCACGCUGGUGCUGCUGCCGUUCCUGCUGAGGGCUGAGGCGCUCGUCGCCUACUGCGGCCACCACCACGUCUUUAUCGUCGCGUUCAUCAUCUACAUUGUUCGCUACGUCAGUUACGCGUACAUCACGGAGCCGUGGCUGGUGCUGGUGGCUGAGUCGCUGGAGAUGUUCACGCUGCACCUGGCCUGGAUGGCAGCUGUGCUGUUCGCCUCCGACCGCGGCCGUCCUGUGGUCGAGGCCUCCCUGCAGGCCGUCAUCACAGCCGCCCACUACGGCAUCGGUCGCGGGGUGGCCGCCGGCGUGGUCCAGUACGCGCUCCCACUGAGCUCCAGCUUCCUGCUGCUGUGCGCCGGCUCCGUGCUGGCGGCGGUGGCCGCCACGCUGUACCUGGUGCUGUACCACUGCUGCCGCGCCCUGCGGACCGACCGGCGCGCCUACAACAAGAGGCAGUUGUACAACAGCGGAGGCGCCAUGCUGAACGGUCCCCACUCGAGCCAGAGCAGGAGGUGAGCUGCUGGGCUAUCGCCGACCGCUGACGCGGAGGGGAUCCCUGGCAAGGAGCCGCGUGCGGUCGCCGGCCACCCGCGAAGGUCACGUGCCGCUGGUGGCCAGCCUCCCUAAAAGCGGCGGUGGAGGAGGCGCCCAGCACGGGCGGGGAGGUGACGCGGCGUGAGACGUCAUCGGCCGUCCGGGCGCCGAGAAGGCGGCUGCGGAGUGGCAGUCGAAGGGCUGGAUCACGGCAGUGACGUGGCGACUGCGUGAUGCUCUGGCAUCUGGAAAACAGAGUCGGGACAUAGGCGGCGCUUUUGAAACGCUCCACGUGACCGCGGCGUUUGGUGCAUGGGAACAAUGCAGUGCUCUCAGAUCGGAGGAUCGCCCUGUUCGCAGAAUCCGCCCAUGUAGUCAAUACUCUGGGUCAGCGUAUGAAGACGGGGUUUGCGUCGCGGUGAUCAAUGCCUCCGUGUGUCCAGCAAAAGGUUCCAGCGACGGAACAGGGCGACGAUCAAAAUAUGGCCUAGCUCUCACCCGCGAUUGCUGGUACGUGCAGAAGCGAGCUACGUUCUCGCUGAUCGCAGUCCGCGAACAGCGCGCGAUACACAGGACAUCCGUGGUCUGUGCAGCCAGCUGUCCGUGACGUCAUUUCGCACGCGGUGAGAUGCGACAAAGUCGCACUCCACACACCGCACCCGUGUUUCGUGUCGUCACUCCGCACUGUCUCCCGGCGCACUCGUCGGCAUAGCUGCGACGCGAAGCCCGGCGUAUUUGUCACGCCUUGAGCUGCGCCACUUGUCGACGCCCCACCGGCGGCGGACAGUGCGCGUGGGGCGCGGCGGGGGGUCACACGGGCCCUGUAUGAUCCAAGUGAACGCAUGUACACUGCCUUUGCCUUCUUUGGGUGCUUGGGUGUCGUAUGUUAGCCAGCAGGACAGCAUGGGUCACAUGUGCGGUAAUAAACGUACGGGAUAUGCAAAAUUAGCUGGAUCUGGCUAACGGUACUCAACAGAAGGCAUUGCGAAGUAGCUUAUGGAAGUAUUAGUUGAUUGGGUGUGGUUUCGAGGCUCCGGGAAGCCGGGAGCCGCUUAAUGCUCACCUAUGUCAAGCCUCCCUGAAGAAGCUGCCGUGCGCGAACAUCGCCGAGGAACACCGCAGUAUAGCCGCUUGUUUGCUGACACUUCAUCGCGGACAUACGGGCUCGCCGGCAAAGACCGCAAUGUUAUCUGAUCGCUGCAGGUCACCUGCCGUCACCUGUAGCCAUCAAUUUCACUCCGAGCCCCGACUUCGGCGUGCAAGCGUAGGAUAUUUGCAAUCUU